Molecule: messenger RNA, 2185 nt
Organism: Rhizopus microsporus ATCC 52813
Lineage: Eukaryota; Fungi; Mucoromycota; Mucoromycetes; Mucorales; Rhizopodaceae
Product: Pkinase-domain-containing protein
Exons: 6
Coding region: 59-2143 (694 amino acids)
Biological process (GO): microtubule cytoskeleton organization; protein phosphorylation; intracellular signal transduction
Cellular component (GO): cytoplasm
Molecular function (GO): ATP binding; tau-protein kinase activity; protein serine/threonine kinase activity
Source: RefSeq, a predicted model, not a curated record
CGCAACAACUCCUUUACCUUUUUCUUUUUCUUUAUUCUAUUUUAUUUUUAUUGUACAGAUGAGCCAUGUUAGUCAUUCGGUGCCACCAGUGCAAUUUUCAGACAGAACUGUGAGAAGGAGCAGAUCAAGACAUCAAGUCCAGCAGAUUGGAAAUUACGUGAUUUACAAAAAGACACUUGGUUCUGGUAGUAUGGGCACAGUUAAGCUUGCUGAAUCUCUUUCACCCAAGGAUCAUCAGUUGUAUGCAGUCAAGAUAAUGCCCAAGAUCAAUCUCGAUUUGCCAGUGAACGGGAACAGCAAAGAUCCCAAGGAUACACCAAGAGAACGGGAGCAGAGAACGGUGAGAGAAAUGGCAAUUAUGCAUCUGUUGCGUCAUCCAAAUAUAUGUCAGUUGAAAGAGUGGAUCAUACAUGGUGAUCACUAUUAUAUGUUUCUGGAAUAUAUCGAAGGAGGACAACUACUAGAUUAUAUUAUUGGUCAUGGUAAAUUACGUGAAAAGUUAGCAAGAAAGUUUGCAAGACAGAUAGCUAGCGCAUUAGACUAUUGCCAUAGAAACUCUAUUGUUCACAGAGAUUUGAAGAUUGAGAAUAUUCUGUUGACAAACAAUGAAGAGAUUAAAAUCAUUGACUUUGGACUUUCAAACAUUUAUUCACCACGUAAAUUACUAAACACCUUUUGUGGUUCACUUUACUUUGCUGCACCCGAGCUAUUACAAGCAAAGAACUAUACAGGGCCAGAAGUAGAUGUUUGGAGUUUCGGUGUUGUGUUAUACGUAUUAGUAUGUGGAAGAGUACCCUUUGACGACACUAGCCUGCCUGCAUUACAUGAAAAGAUUAAAGCAGGUCAGGUAGAAUACCCAGAUCAUUUGAGUAGAGAAUGUGUUGAUUUAUUAUCCAAAAUACUCGUGGUUGAUCCAAGAAAGAGAGAAACACUGUCUAAUGUGAUUCGUCAUCCUUGGAUGAAUAAGGGUUAUGACGAAUUGGUAUCUAAUCACUUACCUCAUCGUCAGCCAUUACAUAAGAUAGAUAGACAGGUAGUACAGGGUAUGCAAGGAUUUGGUCUAGGUCUUCCAGAAGAAAUUGAACACAAAUUGGAGCAAAUUAUCCGUUCACCUGAAUAUCAAUAUGCGGCCAAGCAAAUCGAUCAAAAUUACCAAGGCAACCACAACAACACAGAAAGCAGCCAACAACAGCAGCAACAACAGCAGCAACAUAACUCUCUGACAAGAUGGAGAAGAACAGUGUCUAUUCGAAGAACAGCAAGCAGUUUACAUUCGAAACCCAGAGAUGAUCCACAGUCAUUACCAGCCAUGUACGACCCUCUGAUAUCUAUUUAUUAUCUGGUAAAAGAAAGAAGAGACUUCGACGAAAAGAUUCGCUUGUUGGAGAGUGAAGGAUAUCAAUCACCCGUCCAGUUGGGUAGAUCAGCCAGUACAUCUUUAUCCAAAUCAACAAAGGAGAGUAAUAGCUAUUUGACACGACGAAAGACAGAGCGUGUAGCGCCUUCUCAUACGCGACAAGUGUUUCAGCAACACAAUGAAGAGGAUUGGGCAGCACCCACGAAUCACAGUACGACUGUUCAGAAGAAUAGCUCCAAGUCAAGUAGUAAUUUACUCAAGCGUAGUAAAAGCGCAGCCAAGAGAUUGGGAGCCAUGUUACCAACAAGAGGAGGCAGCCAUGAAUCCAUUGAAGAUGGAUCAUUAAAGCAAAAGACGAUGAAUAUACUGAGAUCUAAUUCAGUAGCGCAUCGUAACAAGGAGAACAAUAAUAGCAAUAGCACAGGACGAUUCGUAGAAGAAACAGAAGUUACGAUACCACCCAACAUAAGCACAUACCCCAAGAGUUUAUUCAAUUUUAAUAGAAGACAUUUGUUUAAAGUAACAGCAAAGGAAAUGAUUGAAUAUGUUGAAAGAGUACUUAGAUGGAAGAAUAUAUUUUAUAAACAAGAAGAACCCUUUGUGUUUAAAUGCGAAAUACAAGAUGAAGCUAUAGAAAAGGAACAUGUUGUAUUUAGUUUGAUGAUAUACCAAGCAAGAUGGGCCAAUGGUCGAUUGGGUAUUAAACUAUUGGAGAAUGAAAACACCAAGACGGUCUCUAUUUAUCAUGAAAUAUUAAACGAAUUGAACUCUUUGAUCAAUAAAUAAACCAAAGUGAUCCAUUUUUAUAUACAUAUUGAAACAUACGCG